AUGGAAAGCACUCUAGACCUCCUAGGCACGAUACCUGACCCACCUUCCCCUCCCUCCCCACCUUCCCCCCCAGACACACCGACCCCUACCCCACGGGUAGAACACAACGACGACGGCACCCACAGUGACCUAGGGAGCUCUAUUCAUGCCCUGGGAAACCCUGCAGACGACCAAAUGAUGUGCAACCCACCAAGCCCAAACUCCGGACACACACAAACUGCCGAAGAACAAGCCAUUCUAGCUCACCUGGAAUUGGCGGAAAUGAACAGAUCGGUACUAAGCCAAAGCGGCCUCAACAACCGCUCAACCCUUCCCCAGUUCACCCCCACCCCAAACAGGGGCUUUCCAAAAGUGCACAUGUCCCACUCGGCUCAAAUUUUUGACCACUUAGAAACCAAGGUCCUACUCGCAUGGUUCCAAGUCGGGCACCCCAAAUUCAUGAUUCGAGUCUUCGACUACUCCGGAAAAGACGUCGCUGAACAAGCUGCAAUCAUCGCAGAACGCAUCUGGGCCAGUAUAACAACAAUAGCCGAAUUCAUUAGCCAAGACGCCCCACCUGUUUGUGUCUCCCCCCCCCAACCCCAAGGCGGUAAGGGAUCUAGAGAUCAACCAACCGGAUUCUUAGUCCAUCAAGUAUCAGAAGAGACCAUGAAUCUAAUCCUGAGCCAACGUAUCUGGUCCACAACAGAUAUAACGUUUGAAGCCUUGCUGUUUAACUGCUCCCACCCCCCAGAACUUCUCUUCUGCCUCUCCGGCUUCACUACCCUCAACGCAGACACCGUCCGUCAAACCGUGGUCGAGGUCUGGUCUCAAGACGAGAUCAGGUGCCAAAUCAAAGAUUGCCUCUCAAAUGCGGGCUGCCCGACGACGAACAAAUAUACAAAGCCGCGCGAGACUUGA
Molecule: messenger RNA, 900 nt
Organism: Suillus subalutaceus
Lineage: Eukaryota; Fungi; Basidiomycota; Agaricomycetes; Boletales; Suillaceae
Exons: 2
Coding region: 1-900 (299 amino acids)
Source: RefSeq, a predicted model, not a curated record